UUGUGUAAUGAGCUGGGUCUGUAGGACUGGAUGCUGAGUACCAUGGCAGGCAUGAAAGGAAUUGUGGAUUAUGCACAUUAUGAUGACAUGAAGUAUGCUAUAAAAGAACUUGAUGACUCCAAAUUUCGGAAUGCUUUUUCUCGGUCAUAUAUACGGGUGAGGGAGUAUGACUCAAGGCAGAGCUACUCUCGGAGUCGCAGCCGUGAUUCAAGGCGGAGCUAUUCUCGUAGUUCUUCUAUAUCAAGAAGCCCUAGUCGCAGCCGAAGCUAUGGUGGCAGGAGCAGGAGCAUAUCUCCAGAGAGAAAAUAUUCUCACCAAUCUCCAUCAGAAUCUCGUUCAAGAUCCCCGCCAAAAUCCAGAUCUCCAGUUACUUCUUUAUUUUACAUGGAACGAGUGGUCAGAGGGUAAGCUUAUUGAGACGAUGCUUGCGGAUGUUACCUGUGGGAAAGUGCGGUUGGGAAAGUUCGGCCGCGAAUGUCACGAGUUUUAUGCUAGCCUACUUACUCGUUUUGGGACAGUGAAAUAUACCGAGGAACAAGUAAAGGAGAAGAUCAAACGGCUGAAAAAGAGGCUGGGCAUGUUCACCGAUUUGAUGGGACAAACGGGAAUGGGAUGGGAUCCUAAAAUGAAAAAGGUGACAGACAGUGACGAGCAUUGGGCAAAUGACAUUACGAUAAAUAAGGAAUGGAAGCGUUUCUGUAAUAGGGGCUUCCCGUUCUAUGAUGAUCUGUGUUCGAUAUCUGCCACUCCAGUCGCCAUUGGCACAUUGCACUAUCCUGGUUCGAGUGCGCCUCAUGGAACUGAUAUUUCCAUGAGGCACAUUCUUCGAUUCCAUCGACACACAUGUUCCAUGGUCCCGGUAAACAAAGGGGGUAGGCGUUGCAGGACGACUUAUGCGUACAAAACAAGUCCGUUGCACGUCGUAAGCGUUGCGGCGAGGGUGCUGAGAUUUCUGCGUCAAAACGGAGCAAGGGGUUUGAGCAAAUGGACAUCGCUGCAACCACCUUUGGACUUUGUGUUGCUCAGCUGACGAAGCUUAGGCCCCAGAUGGAGGAUGAGCGGGGGAAUAAUUCAUUUGUACGUGCGUAUCGGACGCUAAUUGAAUCACCCCUUGAGCAGUAAGGCUUUUUAAAUAUGGAUGAUGAGUGUCGGCAAUUGUGGGCCAAGCCAUAGUGACUUCUAUAAGUGAACUAGAAUAUUUAGUAAAAAGAAUAUUACUAUCUAUCUGCCCUUCUUCAACAUCACACACUGAGUGAUGUGACAUUUUAUCUAAAUUUUUUUUCUUAAGUAAAACGAAUGUUUUAUUGAAUUUCUUCCUUCGCAUGCCCAUUUGAAUUUUUUCACUCCCCCGCGUCGCCCCUCUGCACUCCUUCAGCCAACUGUGCUUCGUUCAUUGAGCAAGUAACACAAUAACUUGAAAGGAUGAAACAAUGAACACUGGAAACAUCUUAAAACGUUUCUUGAGAUCAUCAAAAGAAAUGGACUUGUUUCUGCGAAAAAGAUUAAAUUAUUUCAAACUAAGAUCAGAUUCCUUGGUUAUGACAUCUUCGAAGGCAAAAUCAGGUCCAUCCAACGAGCUAUUGAAUUUGCUGACAAAUUUUCUGAUGUCAUCCUUGACAAAAAUCAUCUUCAAAGAUUUCUUGGUUCUUUGAAUUAUAUUUCAGAUUUGUAUAAGGAUAUGAGAAAACGUCGCCCUCUCUUUGCGAGAUUGCGUUCCAAUCUUUCUCCGUGGACUGAUGUUCACACCAAUAUUGUUAAACAAAUCAAGACACAUGUCAAAACUCUUCCGUGUUUUGGCAUUCCUACUUCAAACAGCGUCAAGAUUGUUGAAACUGACGCCUCUGACGCAGGCUAUUGCGACGUGGGGGAGUGGAAAAAUUCGAAUGGGCGUGCGGAGGAAGAAAUUCAGUAAAACAUUCGUUUUACUUAAGGAAAAAAAUUAGAUAAAAUGUCAUGUCACUCGGUGUGUGGUGUUAGAGAAGUAAAGGCAGAUGGAUAACAAUACUCUUUUUACUAAAUAUUCUAGUUCCCUUAUAGAAGUCACCAUUGCUUGGCCCACAAUUGCUGACACUCAUCAUCCAUAUUUAAAAAGUCCUGCUGCUCAAGGGGUGAUUCAAUUAGCGCCCGAACGCAUGUACAAAUGAAUUAUUCCCCUGCUCGUCCUCCAUCUGGGGCUUGAGCUUCGUCAGCUGAGUGACACAAAGUCCAAAGGUGGUUGCAGCAUUGUCCAUUUGCUCAGCACCCUCACCGCAACUCUUACGACGUGCAACGGACUUGUUUUGUGCGCAUAAGUCGUCCUGCAACGCCUACCCCAUUUGUUUACCGGGGCCAUGGAACAUGUGUCGAUGG
Molecule: messenger RNA, 2349 nt
Organism: Carya illinoinensis
Lineage: Eukaryota; Viridiplantae; Streptophyta; Magnoliopsida; Fagales; Juglandaceae
Product: serine/arginine-rich splicing factor SR30-like
Exons: 8
Coding region: 167-1030 (287 amino acids)
Cellular component (GO): nucleus; ribonucleoprotein complex; cytoplasm
Molecular function (GO): mRNA binding
Source: RefSeq, a predicted model, not a curated record